Molecule: messenger RNA, 306 nt
Organism: Eruca vesicaria subsp. sativa (arugula)
Lineage: Eukaryota; Viridiplantae; Streptophyta; Magnoliopsida; Brassicales; Brassicaceae
Source: the annotation of a GenBank genome assembly
AUGGAUCCCAAUUUCAAGCUACUGGAUACUGGUGAUACUCCUACUUAUGAUCCUAAUUUCAAGCCAUUGAGUACCUGUGACCUUGAGACUCAAGGACUGCUGGCAUCUCUUGACGCUACUGCUGAGGCUGAGGAUGAGGAUUUCUGUUCUGGUGGAAAGAAGCAAGAGCGGAAACGGAGGCUGAUAGAAGUUGGUUCUGAUGAUGAUGAAGUUGAUACUGAUGUCGAAAUAACAGAUCCUCCAACUCAACCCUCCCAGCCUCGCAAGCAAUUUAAUCAAACCCGUAAGGGUAAUGACAUAGUAUGA